AUUUCUUCUUUUAAUGAAUAUGCUAUUUUAACUACAGACCUUACAUUUUUUUAGACCAAUGGCAAUGACUGGCCUUUGAUUAAUAUAAACCAAAGCCAAGCCAUAUGUGAUCUGUGAGAAGAGCCACAUGUCAAUUUUUAAAUUUAAAAACCAUAUUAUAAAAAUUAUUAUUAUUAAUGGAAAACAGUGCAUUAAUAUAUGUUCUCAUUCAUUUCACUGUGCUUAAAUAAGAUGUACCAUGUCUAAAUAUUAAAAUGAAUAAUGAAUUAUCAAAUGUAAAUAUUAUGAUUUAUGUGGUAAUGUGCAUAGAAAAAUUAAUGUGGUUCCAGUUUUGCCAUUUGCUUGGAGCGAUUAUAUACGUAAUGAGUUCGAGUUCCUGAUAGGAGUGAUAGGUUAGAUUGUGUCUAAAGAUAUGAAGGUUUCACAUGGCAAGAUAAUUACUACCUUUGAAAGAUAUUUUUCUCACGCAGUUAAAGUACUAGAGAGUAACAUGUCUGCUAAAAAUUAUCAGGGAGCAAUAGAAGCUUUAAAUGCCGUACAAACUAAUAAACAGUAUUUAACAAAUGCUGCAAAAAGACCUAAAAGUGAAACGAAUAUAUCAGAAGUUACAAAAUUUAUAAAAAGAACUGGCUUGACAUUAGAAGAUUUGGAUAAACUUUCUGUUAUCCACGUAACUGGCACAAAUGGUAAAGGUACAACCUGUGCUUAUAGUGAACAAAUUUUAAGAAACCAUGGAUAUACAACAGGGUUCUUUUCCUCACCACAUUUAUUGGAUGUUAGGGAAAGGAUACGGUUGAAUGGCAAACCAAUUUCUAAGGCGGAAUUUAGUAACUACUUUUGGAAAAUAUAUGAAUCACUCAACAGCCAGAAGGAACAUGACGAAGACAUGCCUCUUUAUUUUCGAUUUCUGACUAUUAUGGCUUUUUAUAUUUUCUUGGAUAAUAAAGUUGAUGUAGCUAUUUUAGAAGUUGGAAUUGGUGGUGAAUAUGACUGCACGAAUGUUAUAAGGAAUACAAAAGUGGCGGGGAUAACACCUUUAGAUAUGGAUCAUACUGCAUUGUUAGGCAACUCAUUAGAAUCCAUAGCCUGGAAUAAAAGUGGUAUUAUGAAAGAAGGUUGUGCAGCAUUUACUACAAAUCAAUCACCAAAUGUUUUAAAGGUUUUUCAAGAACGCAGUAUUGAGAAAAAAUGUACACUUCAAGUCGUAGAUAACGUUUUUGGAGAAAAUAAUGCCAAUGUACCAAUUAAUGUUACAAAAACAAAUGCUAGUCUAGCUUUGGCAUUAACUGAAGCUUUUAUGAAAAAAGAUACAAAUAACAAUUUCAAAAAAUUCGACCUUGCUUUAGCAAAAAAAUCAAUUCAAGAAGCACAGUGGCCUGGAAGAUAUGAAAUAAAACAAUACAAUAAUCUUACAUUUUAUUUAGAUGGAGCGCAUACUUUAGAUAGUUGUCGGGUCUGUCGAGAUUGGUACUUAUCCCAUACAGAAAAAAGCAGUAAGAAAAAAUGCUUAAUAUUUAAUUUGACAGGAGAGAGAGAUCCUUGCAUAUUUUUUAAUGAAUUAGAGAAAUGUGGAUUCGACAUAAUAAUGUUCAUUCCAAAUGUUGGUGGUCUUAAUGAUAAAGCAGAUACAGCUGACCUUAAAUUUCCAGAGGACAAGCAAUUACUAAAAUGCCAGGAAAAUAAAAUGAAAUGGUUAGAGAUGAAAAAAUCUUCUAAUUAUCACGAAGAGAAUGUCGAAGUAUUUGCGUCCUUUUCGAAUGCGUUAGAUUUUUUAAAAAAGUCUGGUGAAUACGAUACUUUAGUCACAGGGUCUAUACUUUUAAUAGGUGCUGCCUUGUCGGUUUUAGAUCCAACUUUAAAUGGAGCAUUAGAUGAUUAAAGUGUUUUUUUCUUAUUGAUUUAUUGUUUAUCCCAAAAAAACUUUUAUCCAUGUUUUUAUACAUUUUUUUAUAUUUUUUAGUUUCUUUGCAUCUUUUGUUAAAAAUUCUUUUUGGAACUGUGAUAAAACCUAAAAUUUAAAAAAAUUGAUGUUAUUGUUGGAAAUAUUUCUGUAUUAAUUAUUAAAUUGUUUUAAGGUGUUACUUAGAUUUAUAAUAAAUGUUUUUACAGCAAAUCAAUAAAAUCCGUAUUCACACAUAUACAUACUGGGUUUUUUAUUGGGAAAUGUUCUUAUGUUAUAAGGGAAAAGGGUAGACAUUGCCACCAAGAUGGUUCUAAAUAAACCCAUAUUUAAUAGGAAU
Psylliodes chrysocephalus is the source of this 2240-nucleotide messenger RNA. NCBI's taxonomy places the organism in Eukaryota, Metazoa, Arthropoda, Insecta, Coleoptera, Chrysomelidae. The record is from the annotation of a GenBank genome assembly.